Messenger RNA from Populus trichocarpa (black cottonwood), 1501 nucleotides. Its product is annotated as benzyl alcohol O-benzoyltransferase. Lineage: Eukaryota; Viridiplantae; Streptophyta; Magnoliopsida; Malpighiales; Salicaceae. Bases 34 to 1356 code for a protein of 440 amino acids. The transcript has 2 exons. The record is from RefSeq and is a predicted model, not a curated record.
CAUUUUUCACAAAAAUCAUUCUAUACCACAUUAAUGGCUUCAUCACCCUCUUCUCUAGUUUUCAAAGUUCACAGACGUGAACCCGAGCUGAUCAAACCAGCGAAGCCCACCCCACAUGAGUUCAAGCUGUUAUCUGACAUUGAUGACCAAGAAGGCCUUCGAUACCACAUUCCAUUCAUACAAUUUUAUCGGCACAAUCCCUCAGUGCAAGGGAAAGACCCCGUCAAGGUCAUCAGAGAGGCAAUUGCUAAAACAUUAGUGUUUUACUAUCCAUUUGCCGGCAGGCUGAUGGCAGGGCAUAACCGCAAGCUCAUGGUGGAAUGCACUGGCGAGGGUAUCUUGUUUAUAGAGGCUGACGCUGAUGUUACACUUGAGCAGUUUGGUGAUCCACUUCAACCUCCAUUUCCUUGCUUGGAGGAGCUCCUCUUUGAUGUUCCUGGCUCUAGCGGGGUGCUAAACUGCCCUCUGUUACUUAUUCAGGUGUCACGGCUCAAGUGUGGUGGUUUUCUCUUUUCCCUCCGCCUCAACCAUACCAUGAGUGACGGCCCAGGAUUAGUGCAAUUCAUGGCAGCGGUGGGUGAGAUGGCACGCGGAGCCAGCGCCCCCUCUGUCCCUCCAGUGUGGGAAAGACAUGUCCUUAAUGCAACUGACCCACCUCGAGUUUCUUGCAGACACCGAGCGUACGAGGAGGUAGCUGGCUCCAAGAGCUCAAUUCUUACACAUGAUCAUCUGGUUCAUCGUUCAUUUUUCUUUAGCCCUUCAGAUAUAACUGCUCUUCGAAAAUUGGUCCCACCUCACCUCGGCUAUUGUUCUAGUUUCGAAAUAUUAACGGCAUGUCUUUGGAUAUGUCGUGCCAUUGCCCUCCAACCAGAUCCUAAUGAAGAAAUGCGCAUAAUUUGCCUCGUCAAUGCUCGUGAAAAACUCAACCCUCCGUUAUUACCAAGAGGUUACUAUGGUAAUGGUUUUGGUCUUCUAGCAGCAGUAGCAACUGCAGGGGAACUUUCGAAAAGGCCAAUUGGAUAUGCUUUGGAGCUGGUAAAGAAGGCUAAGGCGGGCAUGACUGAGGAAUACAUGCGAUCUACAGCAUCUUUGAUGGUGAGCAAGGGAAGGCCUCUUUUUACUGUGCCAGGGACCUACAUAGUGUCGGACUUGAGACGUACGGGAUUUGAAAAGGUAGAUUUCGGAUGGGGAAAUGCUCUCUAUGGCGGGACUGCAAAAGCCAUCCCUGAACUUGCAAGCUUUUAUAUUCCGUUUACAAAUAAGAAAGGAGAAGAUGGGGUCGUAGUACAAUUUUGCUUGCCAGCUCCUGCCAUGGAAAGACUUUUCAAGGAGCUUGAAGGCAUGCUAAAGGGCUGAUAAAAACAAACAAAAAAGCAUGAGAGGAUGAAUAAUGUGUACCACGUAUCCUUUAUCCAUGUUUCGUUUGAAUUUCAUUUUUAAUAUUAGGACGACAUUUACCUUUUAUGACUAUUAAUAAAUAAUUUGCCGUAAUUAUGAUUAA